UGUUGGCUAGUGAAUAGUACUGGGAAAAGGGAUGGACAUACCCCAGUUGACCAUGCACAGGAAGCAAACAUAGGGAAAAUCAAGGUCACACUUCGCUCACAAGGGCCAAACAGUGAUUGGGAGUAUCUCAAAAAGCUGCAUCCUGUCAUUCCAGUGAUUCAAGCCAUCUCGAGUCAUAUGGAAAGGGAAUUUGUGACGUGGAAGAGGUACUCGCAUCAUACAACACCAGGUGAUCAGAAAGGGAUCGCGUUACUACAGAAAGCAUAUGAAACAUCACAGAUACACAAGACACCUCCAGGGCGAAAACUG
Molecule: messenger RNA, 309 nt
Organism: Laetiporus sulphureus 93-53
Lineage: Eukaryota; Fungi; Basidiomycota; Agaricomycetes; Polyporales; Laetiporaceae
Exons: 1
Source: RefSeq, a predicted model, not a curated record